Messenger RNA from Guyanagaster necrorhizus, 1491 nucleotides. RefSeq lists its product as uncharacterized. Lineage: Eukaryota; Fungi; Basidiomycota; Agaricomycetes; Agaricales; Physalacriaceae. The coding region runs from base 329 to 1354 and encodes 341 amino acids. The transcript is spliced from 5 exons. The record is from RefSeq and is a predicted model, not a curated record.
AAGCAACAGCAGAGAAUUUUCCGGAAUCUCCCAUCACCGUCGCUAAUGUCCGGGGCUAGGAUCUGAAGUGGAACUAGUGAGCUGACGCCUAAGCGCUUAAGGUAAACGGUAAAGUAUCGUUUCAGCUGGUUCCACAAUAAUGGGUAUAGACCAUUCUUGGGAAGUCGAAGAAUACUUUCUAGGGCAUCUACGCGUCGGCCAUUCCGGACUGCCAUUCUGCCUUCGAAAGCUGUGCGGGAACUCAGAAAACCUGAUCAUCAAAAUUCGAUAUGCAGCCUUGUGUCGACGUUUCACUUGGCGGCGUCGUCCAAUUGCAUCUUCUUCAUUCAUGCCCUUCAGCUAUCGGGAGCUCUUUUUCGGAGGGACGCAAUUCUGCUGCUGCCUGCCCGUAAGGGCCGGCGUCAUCUCCAUGUCGCUUUUGGGUAUCAUCUUGUCUGGAAUUCUGACAAUUAUCUUGUGGUACGAAGUGGCUAGCACACCCGACCUGACAAGCGGAGAACGUGCUGGAUUUGUUCUGGCCGGCCUACUGGAGACGUUCCUGUGUGUGGUUUCGAUCCUCGGCUUUGUCGGCGCUAUUGUUCGGAAGCAGCUGUUUGUCCAAAUCUACGCGUACUUCAUUUACGUUCAUUUCUUCAUCAAUGUGGGCGUCGCUGCCUACUUGUUAUGGCUCAUUACCCAUUUCUCUGAAAACGCUGCCACCAAGGCUUGUCAAGAUACUAUAAAGAAUACCGAUGCACAACAACAAUGUAUUGGUAUAUUACAGAUCGCCAGGGGCGUCUACUUUGUCAUAGCAGCACUGGUUCUGCUCAUUGAGAUGUAUGGUGCCAUCAUCGUCGCGCGUUAUCUGAACCAGAUCCAAAGGGAGAAGCGCACGAUGCGAGCUUCUCGAAUGAGCAUGGGCUAUACAAUGUUCCCGGUGCCACACUCAGAAUACGUAUCUCUCACUGAUACUAGAAGGAUGUCCCAGUUCUCAGCACUUUCACCCGAACCAUAUAAAUCGGCACGCGAGUUCAAUGCCUACGAAGAGUUUGACCCCUACCGAAACCAGUCCCAAGCGGGGCCGUCGGCGAUUCCAGAAGUCGAAUUAUAUUCGAACACGUAUGGAUUACCCAUAGAAGCGGGAUAUGGAGGAGGAACAUGGACUCAUUCUGAGAUAUCAAUAGAAGAAAAGGCUAGAUUACAGCGAUCCGAAGCGGUCGACGCUACUGACCAUCAAAGAGAUGAGUUUGAAGAGGUGCCUUCGCUGGAUGAAGAGCAACAACGAAAGAGAGAUUCUGAUUCUAAAUCUCCUGGAGGUCCCCUUCCCCCCAUGAGAACACGAGAUAUGGACGAUUUGCCGAGAUACUCUUACUGACCCUCCUCGUAUAUUAUGGUAGUCAUGCACUGCCACAUAAAUUGUAACAAUACUAGUAACCUUCUUAGGACUCAGCGAAUCUCUGUAGAUCCAUCAUAUAACUUAGCUGCAUGAUGCACUGAAGGUCCAGGUGCCAG